Messenger RNA from Solanum pennellii, 894 nucleotides. RefSeq lists its product as uncharacterized. The coding region runs from base 113 to 712 and encodes 199 amino acids. The record is from RefSeq and is a predicted model, not a curated record. Lineage: Eukaryota; Viridiplantae; Streptophyta; Magnoliopsida; Solanales; Solanaceae. The transcript is spliced from 3 exons.
AUUUUGAACCUACUAUUCAAGCAUUUUGUUCCUAUGGUCUUCAUUUUACUUAGCAAAUCAGAAAAACCAGAUAGAGAGAAAAAGUAAGGAAGAAGAGUGAGAAUCAUCAACAAUGAGUUUUCGAAAAGAUGAAUCUGAUAACAGUUCCACAGAUGAUGAUCAGAUCAUGCAAAUUCAACUUAAAAUUCAAUUUCACAGUACCAUAAAAGGGGAUCUCGAAACAAUCGAAUCCUAUGUGCAAAAAUUGAAAUCCAUAGCCAAUUCUCUAGCAGAAAUCAACAAUCCAAUCUCAAAUUCAGACAUGGUUUUGCAACUUCUUGCUGGUUUACCAACUCAAUACUCACCCUUCAAAAACACAAUAUCAUCAAUGUGUCCUCUCCCCAAUUUUGAACAAGCUUCUUCCAUGUUGUAUAUGCAACAGGACUUAUUAUCAUUACAGGAUCGUGAGGAGAAAUUGAAAGCUGAUGCUGGUGUUGCUAGUGCAGAGAAAUCGUCUGGUUUUUGGACAGCUGAUACGUUUCAUACUGUAAUUGAUACAUUGAGUAUUGCUGUUGCUGCUGUUGGUGCAGUGGGUACUGUCUGUGCUGCAGUUGGUACAUUGGGUACUGUUGUUGGUGCAGUUGGUACUGCGAGUGCAUCCAGGGUGAUUGUUGUUGGUGCAGUUACUGCUGUUGCUGGCUGGAAAAUUUGGCAAACGGUACCUCGCAAGUAAUUUAUCGAGUUGAUUUCUCGUAUGAUCACUAGUAGUAGUCGAAUGUUUUACGUGAUUUGAGGUGGAAGUUCAACACAAAUUUUGCUUGUGUUUUUCAAUAUUUUGAUUUUCCUUUGGAGGUGUGUAUGGUAUGGAGGCAAAGGCCGAGCCGGUAUUAAGCUUUGCGUUAAUUAUUUUUGUUA